This is a messenger RNA of Cucurbita moschata (crookneck pumpkin), 2784 nucleotides long. RefSeq names its product conserved oligomeric Golgi complex subunit 3. The coding region runs from base 84 to 2429 and encodes 781 amino acids. Gene Ontology annotation, biological process: Golgi organization; intra-Golgi vesicle-mediated transport; intracellular protein transport. Lineage: Eukaryota; Viridiplantae; Streptophyta; Magnoliopsida; Cucurbitales; Cucurbitaceae. The transcript is spliced from 25 exons. Gene Ontology annotation, cellular component: cis-Golgi network; membrane; COG complex. The record is from RefSeq and is a predicted model, not a curated record.
AAGAAGUUGAGAGAGGUGUUCGUCGUCGGAGAACGGAGUCUGAGACUUUUCUGAGUGGAGGCUCCACAAACAAGUCGACCUCCAUGGCUGCCAAGGCCUCCCCUCUUGGGUUACCCAAGUCCGGUGCAAUUUCCAAGGGCUACAAUUUUGCUUCUAGAUGGGAACAGAAUGCUCCUCUAACGGAGCAACAGCAAGCGGCGAUUGCGACGCUCUGUCAUGCUGUUGCUGAGCGACCACUUCCCGCUGAUCUGGCACAAGACCGUAUAGGUGGUAAAGAAAAUGCCUUGUCUAUUUCGGUUAAGGAUACCAGCAACGAAGAUUCUGAUGCUAUCGAAGCUGUUUUGGUCAAUACCAAUCAGUUCUACAAAUGGUUUUCUGAUCUUGAAUCAGCCAUGAAGUCUGAGACAGAGGAGAAAUACCACCACUACUUGAACUCUUUAACAGAUCGCAUAGGAACAUGUGAUGAUAUACUUCGCCAGGUAGAUGAGACGCUGGACUUAUUUAACGAACUACAAUUGCAACAUCAGGCUGUAGCAACAAAGACUAGAACGCUUCAUGAUGCAUGUGAUAGACUGGUCAUGGAGAAGCAGAGACUGAUUGAAUUUGCUGAAGCACUUCGCAAUAAGCUCAACUACUUUGAUGAGUUGGAGAAUAUUACUGCCAUCUUUUAUUCCCCAAAUAUGAGUGUUGGAAAUGAAAAUUUUCUUCCAAUGCUGAAAAGACUUGAUGACUGCAUAUUAUUUGCUGAAAGUAAUCCCCAAUAUGCUGAAUCCAGCGUUUAUUUGCUCAAAUUUCGACAACUCCAGUCUCGGGCACUUGGUAUGAUCCGGUUUCAUGUUGUUUCUGUUCUCAAAAGUGCUUCUUCUCAGGUUCAGGCAGCCAUGCGUAGUAGCAGUGGCAGUAAUAAUGCUGUUUCCGAGGGUGUAGAAGCAUCUUUUAUCUAUGUGCGAUUUGAGGCAGCAGCAGCUGAGCUCAAACCGGUGCUGGAAGAAAUUGAAAGCAGAUCAACAAGGAAAGAUUAUAUUGAGAUCCUUGCAGAAUGCCAUAGACUGUACUGUGAGCAACGGUUCUCCCUGAUAAAGAAUAUAGUGCAUCAACGGAUAUCUGAGUUUGCUAAGAAGGAGGCUCUCCCUUCAUUGACUAGAUCUGGAUGUGCAUAUCUGAUGCAGGUGUGUCAGCUUGAGCACCAGCUCUUUGAUCAUUUCUUCCCAUCUUCUUCGGAUAAUGUUUCGAGCUUGGCUCCUUUAAUAGAUCCAUUGUCUACAUACCUGUACGAUACAUUGCGUCCUAGACUUGUUCAUGAAACAAGUUUGGACUUUUUGUGUGAACUAGUAGAUAUUCUUAAAGUUGAAGUUUUAGGAGAACAACUCACUCAAUCAGGAGAAUCGUUAGUUGGAUUACGUCCUACACUUCAAAGGAUUCUAGCUGAUGUUCAUGAACGAUUAACAUUUCGAGCUCGAACACACAUUCGUGAUGAGAUUGCAAAUUAUUUUCCUUCCAAUGAAGACUUGGAGUAUCCAGAAAAGCUUGAGAAAACUGCAGGGGAAUUGUCAGAAAAUACUUCUGUUGGCAUGAAUCAAGGUGCACCUAACGCUUGGUAUCCUCCACUGGAGAAAACUUUAUCAUACCUUUCAAAGUUGUAUCGUUGCCUAGAACCAGUUGUAUUCACUGGUUUAGCCCAGGAAGCUGUGGAAGUUUGUUCUACAUCUAUCCAAAACGCUAGUAAACUUAUUGCUAAAAGAUCGUCACCUAUGGAUGGGCAACUUUUCUUGAUAAAGCACUUCCUCAUUCUACGGGAGCAGAUUGCGAGUUUUGAUGUAGAGCUUUCUGCAACCCACAAGGAACUUGAUUUCUCUCAUGUCCUGGAGCAUCUUCGAAGGAUUCUUAGAGGUCAAGCCUCCAUUUUUGACUGGACAAAAUCAACUUCAUUGGCAAGGACACUAUCCCCCCGAGUUUUGGAGAGUCAAAUUGAUGCUAAGAAGGAUCUGGAGAAGAACCUGAAAGCGACUUGUGAAGAGUUUAUUAUGUCUGUUACCAAGCUGGUUGUGGAUCCCAUGCUCUCAUUCGUGACCAAGGUGACUGCUGUCAAAGUGGCGUCAGGCCAUCAGAACCAAAAGUUAGAAUCAAUCUUGGAGAAACCACUAAGGGAUCAAGCUUUUGCCACUCCAGAAAAGGUGGUCGAAUUAGUUCAAAAGGUUAAUGCUGCUAUUCAGCAACAGCUGCCUUUGGUUAUGGAGAAAAUGAAACUUUAUCUACAGAACCCUACCACAAGAAUGAUUCUUUUCAAUCCUAUAAAGGUAAACAUAGUGGAAGCUCAUCUACAAGUACAAAAUUUGCUCAAGGCAGAGUACUCUUCUGAAGAGAUAAAAGAAGCAAUCAAUAUGACUCCCAUACAUGUUCUGCAAACUCAACUUGAUAUUCUCCUGUAGACUGCUGGGCCAAGUUUGAUUCUCUCUGUAGAAAUUCAUCACCAACAGUGGCAUCCAUUGGCGGAGUUGGCAAAUGUUUAUUCUUUGUGUCAAGGUGUUGUUUAUUUGUGGGGGAAACAGGUUUCUGGAAUGAUAUAAUAUGGCGUAGCCUUCCUUUAUGUUCUUAUAUUUGAUUAAUGUAUCUAGGCCAUUGCCACUUACAGUUGUAGUUGGUGCCUCCUUUUUUAGAAACAUUGCUUGGGAAGUCGAACUUUACAUGAAUAACUUAGUUUAAAAAACUUGUUCUACAAUCAUUGAUAAUAUGCCACCCACGGCACAGUUUGAUCAUUGUUGAGAUAACCUUAAAUUUUUUAUA